Messenger RNA from Lasiosphaeria miniovina, 1572 nucleotides. Its product is annotated as peptidase M18. Gene Ontology annotation, cellular component: fungal-type vacuole. Lineage: Eukaryota; Fungi; Ascomycota; Sordariomycetes; Sordariales; Lasiosphaeriaceae. Gene Ontology annotation, molecular function: zinc ion binding; metalloaminopeptidase activity. The coding region runs from base 1 to 1572 and encodes 523 amino acids. Gene Ontology annotation, biological process: proteolysis. The record is from RefSeq and is a predicted model, not a curated record. The transcript is spliced from 2 exons.
AUGACUCGUCACUCGCCCCAAUUCCUCGCCGCUCGCGGCUCAAACAUGUCGCUCCGCUCCCUGGCCCUAGAGCAGUCAAUGGCAUCACGGUUGCCCAGCUCUGCCGACUCUAUAUUUAAAAGGAUUGUCGACGCGAACGAUAUCAAGCCCGAGGACUUCACAAAACCCUAUUGCGACUUCAUGACUGGGUACCCCACCGUUUUCCACGCCACAGAAUACUUCAAGGAGACGUUGACCAAAGCCGGCUACACAGAGCUCCCUAGCCGAGAUGAUUGGGCAGGCAAGCUCGAGCCCGGCGGCAAAUACUUCGUUACCCGAAACGGCAGCUCCAUCAUCGCCUUCGCCAUCGGCAAGGCCUAUAAGCCAGGGAACGGUGUGGCCAUGGUCGCCGGGCAUAUUGAUGCGCUGACAGCGCGGCUCAAGCCCGUCAGCACAAAGCCCGUCGCCAAUGGCUACGUUCAGCUAGGCGUCGCCCCGUACGCCAGCGCCCUCAACGAGACGUGGUGGGAUAGGGACUUGAGCAUCGGCGGCCGUGUCAUUGUGCGCGACCCAGACACGGGCAAAACUACGGUCAAGCUGGCCAAGCUGGACUGGCCAAUUGCGCGCAUCCCCACCCUCGCGCCGCAUUUUGGCCUGGCCAUGACGGGGCACAACAACAAGGAGACCGAGGCCGUGCCCAUCAUUGGGCUGGACAACAGCGACCUGUUCCCCGCCAGUGGCGAUGCCGCGACAACAACAGCGGCGCCACUUGGCGGCGCCGGAUCCUUCGCCUCCACCCAGCCACCGAAGCUGGUCAAGCUGAUCGCCGGGGAGCUGGGCAUCGCCGACUACAGCACCAUUCUCAACUGGGAGCUGGAGCUGUACGACUCGCAGCCGGCCACCGUUGGCGGACUCGACAAGGAGUUCAUCUUUGCGGGGCGCAUUGACGACAAGCUGUGCUCGUGGGCCGCGUUCAUGGCGCUUCUCCACGCCAAGGCCGACGACGGCGAGGGCGUCAUCAAGCUCGUUGCCCUAUUCGACGAUGAGGAGAUCGGCUCGCUGCUGCGGCAGGGUGCGCGGGGCAACUUCUUGCCCAUCACCAUCGAGCGCGCCGUAGAAGCUCUGUCCGCUAGCAGCAGCGGCACCCCAUUCGGCCCCGGGAUUAUUGGGCAGACCUAUGCCCGGUCGUUCCUCGUCUCGUCCGACGUGACGCACGCGGCCCACCCCAACUUUACGCAGACCAACCUGGCCGGGCACUCGCCGCGCCUCAAUGUCGGAGUGGCGCUGUGCGUCGACGGGUCGGCUCACAUGACGACAGACAGCGUGUCCAUGGCCAUCCUGGACCGCGUGGCCUCGCUCUCGGGCUGCGUCAACCAGCGCCACAUGAUCCGCAACGAUAGCCGCUCCGGCGGCACCGUCGGCCCCAUGCUGAGCAGCGCCAUGGGCGUUAAGGCCGCCGACGUCGGCAUCCCCCAACUGAGCAUGCACAGUGUGCGCGCCACCACCGGCAGCUUGGAUCCGGGCCUCGGCCUCAAGUUCUACAAGGGCUUCUUGGACAACUGGGAGAAGGUUGACAAGGAAUGGCAUGCUUGA